CGAAACAGACGUCAGUGUUUAUGUUGAGGUGGAGUGGGUAGGUUGUGUGCUGGUGAGCUCUCUACUCCGUCACACUCGCUCCUCCAUAAUGGUCUACCUACAUUUCCCUAGUAAUCUUACCGAAGAGGAACAGAUGCUACAAGCUAAAUAUCAAAAACUACGGAGAAAGAAAAAGGCACUGCAUGCACUAAAGGCACCAAAGCAAGAACCUGAACAACUAGUGCCACUGAAGCGACCAAUGGAAGCAAAGGAUGCAAAAGAAAUGGCAAAAAAACUUAUUAAAUCUGGAGCUAUUAAAGUACCUGAAAGACCACAAGCAGCAACAGAGAAGACUACUUUUAAAAGAUCAAUGGGACUGGAAAGAAAAUUGUCAGCAGCAGAUAAAGCACCAUCUGGGUACCAGCCAUUCUCAACUACUCACCCAGAGGAGGAGAUUCAUGAAUCGAGAGUCAAGGUCAAGCAAAACCUGUAUGAGAGCUUUGUGACUGCUCGAGAUCGCGAGGAGCGCGGAGAGUUUACCCGUGAUGGAAGGGGAGCAGAUGGCAAACCUCGACAAGGGCAUACUAUAUACGUCUUCGGAUACAAUAUAUCAGAAGAAGUGCUGAAGAAAGCUUUUUCAACUUUUGGAAAUAUUGUUAAUGUCAACAUGGAAAUUGAAAAAAACUGUGGUUUUGUUACAUUUGACAAGGUUGAAUCUGCAGAAAAAUCAAUUGCAGAAAUGAAUGGCAGCAUGGUGGCUGGAAUUCAACUUAAAGUUUCCCUUGCACGUCGACAACCCGUUAUAGAUCCCAUUAAUGAUGCUUCGUCUUCAGCAACGUGGUCAACAAUUGCUGCAAGUCACUCGCAGAAAGGAUCCCACAAGGACAAGAGAGAUUUGGUAGCAUAUGAUGAUGACUAUUUCUAAGUACCUGCCACCAGUACAAUUGAACACAUUAUUAAAGUUUUUAUUUGCUUUUA
This is a messenger RNA of Procambarus clarkii (red swamp crayfish), 957 nucleotides long. It is a transcript of the gene Nelf-E, whose product is annotated as negative elongation factor E. The record is from RefSeq and is a predicted model, not a curated record. Gene Ontology annotation, molecular function: RNA binding. Gene Ontology annotation, cellular component: NELF complex. NCBI's taxonomy places the organism in Eukaryota, Metazoa, Arthropoda, Malacostraca, Decapoda, Cambaridae. Gene Ontology annotation, biological process: negative regulation of transcription elongation by RNA polymerase II.